AAUGUAAAGAAAGUUUCUCUUUUUUUUUCUUUGAGUUGCUGGUUUAUGGGAGAAUCGUGUCAGAUUAAUUUCCUUUUUUAAUUUCUUGAGUAGUUAAAGUAAUAAUACUCUCGAGAGAGUGAAAAGAUCUUUCUCCAUUAUAUAUGCAGCUCUUUCUCCAUCUUCUCCUCUACGAAAGUUACUGAAACCACUUUCAUUUUUUUUCUGUAGUGUUGAGAGUCAAUACCCCAAAAGGGAAUAGUAAUGGAUGUUAGCAUGAGUUUUUCACAAGAUAUGGAUGAUGAGUAUGAGAAGCUCAUUAGAAGAAUGAACCCACCCAGGGUUGUUAUUGAUAAUGACUCUUGCAAGGAGGCAACUGUGAUAAGGGUGGAUAGUGCAAAUGAAUAUGGGAUUCUACUUGAAGUUGUGCAAAUCCUCACUGAUCUUGACCUCACUAUCACCAAAGCUUACAUAUCCUCUGAUGGUGGUUGGUUCAUGGAUGUAUUUAAUGUCACUCACCAAGAUGGGAACAAAGUCACUGAUGAAGUUGUUCUUGACUACAUCCAAAAAUCUCUUGGCCCUGAAGCUUGCUUCUCCACUUCCUUGAGAUCUGUUGGUGUCAUACCAUCAACAGACAGCACGGUUAUCGAGUUAACCGGUUGUGACAGACCAGGUCUGCUGUCUGAACUGACAGCAGUCCUGACCCACCUCAAAUGCAGUGUCCUAAACGCCGAGGUCUGGACACACAACACAAGAGCAGCUGCUGUGAUGGAGGUGACAGAUGACUUAACCGGUUCCGCCGUUUCUGAUCCAGAGAGGCUCUCACGGAUCAAGAGCCUUCUCAGGAAUGUGCUCAAGGGAAGCAACACACCAAAGGAAGCCAAAACGGUUGUUUCUCAAGGGGAGGUCCACACUGAUAGGAGGCUUCAUCAGAUGAUGUUUGAAGAUAGAGACUAUGAGAACGGUGUGAUGGUGGACGACGAUUCCUCCAACGUUCAAGAUGAAAGGCAAAGACCAGAUGUUUGUGUUGAUAAUUGGCUUGAUAAGGACUACUCUGUGGUCACGGUUAGAUGUAAAGACAGACCAAAGCUUCUGUUCGACACUGUCUGCACUUUGACUGAUAUGCAGUAUGUGGUUUUCCAUGGAAGCGUUGAUACUGAAGGCACGGAGGCAUUUCAGGAGUAUUAUGUGAGACACAUAGAUGGGUCUCCUGUAAAAUCAGAGGCGGAGAAGCAAAGAGUCAUACAAUGUCUUGAAGCAGCUAUCAAAAGAAGAGUGUCUGAGGGAUUGAAGUUGGAGCUGUGCACUACAGAUCGAGUAGGCUUGUUAUCAAAUGUGACUAGGAUUUUCCGCGAAAACAGUCUAACGGUCACGAGAGCUGAAGUGAAAACCAAAGGAGGCAAAGCUGUGAACACAUUCUAUGUCAGCGAUGCAUCUGGCUACUCAAUCGAUGCCAAGACUAUAGAUUCCAUAAGACAAACCAUAGGCAAAACUCUCCUCAAAGUUAAGAACAAGCCUAAAGAACAACAACAAAGAGAGAAACCGCCUUCCCAAGAAUCACCGACAAGGUUUCUCUUUGGGGGUCUCUUCAAGUCUAAAUCUUUCGUCAACUUUGGCUUGGUUCGGUCCUACUCUUGAAGACACAUCUUGGUUUAGAACUUUGAGGUUAAGUCUCCACUAGGUUUUUAACUGCUUCUUUAAACUUGAGAAGAAUCUGUAAAUGUAUCACCAGGCAUAACCUUAAUUCUUGGUCUAGGAUCCAACGUUGGGUAGGGAAAAAAGACAAAAGGGUUUAAGUUGAUGUCAUGACUAAAGUGUUUUAAGUGUCAACCUCCUCUGUAUAUAGUAUCAACUUCUCAUAAUUAUCUCCAUUUUAAAUCUU
Messenger RNA from Brassica oleracea var. oleracea, 1861 nucleotides. Its product is annotated as ACT domain-containing protein ACR4. The transcript is spliced from 7 exons. Lineage: Eukaryota; Viridiplantae; Streptophyta; Magnoliopsida; Brassicales; Brassicaceae. The record is from RefSeq and is a predicted model, not a curated record. Bases 244 to 1617 code for a protein of 457 amino acids.